AGCCGGGACGUGCACGUGUGUACCAUAAACAAAUACUGUUGUUAUCGGGCCAGAUUUUAGUGUGGGACAUCACUGGAGAUCAUAGACUAGUGUCUCACGCCCUUGGAGGAAGCGGAAGAGGAGUUACGAAGGUAAAAUUGUAAGGGCAUUCCAGGCGUAGUGUUACGAGGCUUCAAUGAUGGCCAUCUCAAGUGGCAACGUGCUGAAGAGACCCAAGGUGGUGGAGGAGUCUCAUACUUCAGACUCAGAUGAUGACCAGUCUGAGGAGGAGGAGGAGGAGGAGCAGUUGGAGGCAGGGGAUGUGGAAAUCAAGGAGGAGGUGGAGGAUGAUUACUUAGAUCAAUCUAACUAUGAAGGGGAUAGUUUCACUGCAUUUUCCACUAAUGACGACAUCACUGAAUUUAAGGGAGAAGAAGAGGAGGUGGAGGAGGAAAAUAAAGCUGAAAGGAGUAUAAAUAGAACCAAACCACAGAAACAUAAAACAAAAAGGACUAAAACAGUGAAGAUUAAAGAAACAGAAACUUAUAGUGAUGAUUCUGAUGAUAUGGAGGAUGAUUUUGAUGAAGGAGAAAGUGAGGAAGAUAAUUUUGGGGAUGAUGAGAGUGAGAAGGAGGAGGAAGAUGGUGAAGACGGUAAAAAGAGUGGCUCAGGUUUGGCAGACAUGAUGGCCAAGAUCCUGGGAACAAAAAAAUCAGGGGAUAUCAUAUUGUCCAAGGCAAAGACAGACAUGGAGGUGAGGAAGAGCAAGAAGAGGAAGCAGGAAGACACAUUUGAGAUUGUGGACAGCAGCGGUCAGAUUAAAACUGAACCAUUGGUGGAUAAGAUAAAAGAGGAAGAGGAAGAUAAGAAGCCACCAGUGUCUCAACAUGAGAGAGAUUUAUAUCGAAAGCUAUGGGAGGAGAAAUUCCGUAAGAAGCCAAGCAUCAUAGAGGACAGAGAGAAGGAGCGAAAAUUGCGUGUACUGGCAACGCAAGGUGUAGUACAGCUUUUCAGUGCCAUUGAGAAGCACAAGACCAUGAUGCAGGUGAAGUUGUCACAGUGCCGCAGCAUCAUGGGGCGGGAGAAGGUACUGGAGAGCACAGGGAAGGAGGCCUUUCUGGACAUCCUCAAGCAACAAGGGAAGAGAGUGAAGAAGGAGACAGAACCAGAGGGAAGUGAAGAAGGAGGAGGAUGACCUUGUGAAGGAGGAAAUAAAAGAUGAGCCAUUGGAUCUCCAGCCUCCUGUGAAGAAAAAACCAAAAUGGAAUGUGUUGUCUGACAACUUCUACAAGGAACCAACACUGCAUGGCUGGGACCAAGAGAGUAAUGAUGAAGAUGAUUAAAACACACACACACACACACACACACACACACACACACACACACACACACACACACACACACACACACACACACACACACAUAUGGAGAUAUGGAGACGGGGCCACACAAGCAUAAAGCCCAGGCCCUGUAAAACUACAACUAGGUAAAUACACACAACAUGGAACAACAGUGGAAUGAUAAUAUGUAUGUAUUUUAAAAAAAAUGUUAAAUUUGUUCAUUGUGUUGUUUUAGUGUCAUCCAUUAAAUCAUAGAUUUGCAGUUUAUGCAAAAUGGGAUUUUAAAUGAAUGUAAGUGAUUUCCAGAUUUAAUACAUAACAAGAUUUAAUUUUUUUUUAUCAAUUUUGUUUAUGAUUGAUCUUACAAUGGACAAAUCAAACAGUACAGUGAGUUGUGCAGGUUAUAGGUAUGAAGAUGACAUGUCUUUACGGUAUUUUUAGGCAUGUCAAAUUCUGUCAUUUUGAAACUACCUAAGGAAGCUAUUAUAGUGUUGGCAAGAGGUAUUAAGGACACUUGAGCAGGGUUGCCUUCUUAAUAAGAGUCACUAUCAAAAUUAAUAUAUCUGCUGUAUACCUUUCAUCUAACUCUAAUUGAAAUAUUCUUUGAAUAAUUAACUUCCAAAGUAGAGCACAUCCUGACUCCAUUCUUGAAGACCUCGAUGUUCAUCACCAUCUUUGGUUUUCUCUCCUCUCACUGACCAUCCUGGUGAACUAAGUCUUAACUUUGCUAUCCUCCAUGACUUAGAGCAGUUGGUGCAACAUCCUUGUAUUCCUGACCAUAUUGGGGAUACAGCUAAUUUUCUUGGCAUUAUACGAACCUCUAAUAUCACUAUUUAUGCUGUCACCCUAUCUUCUUCAUUAAGUUACUCUGAUCACAAUCAUUUGUGUGUAUCUUUUCCUAUUUCCCCAAUCCAUCCUUAGGAUCCCCAAAGCAGAGGUGCCUCAAGGCAUUUGGCCUCUGGUAAUUAAGGGACCUGAGGAGAUAUUAUGCCCAUUUUUCUUGGAAUAACUACUGCUUUUGUGUCAGAGACCCAUCUUUGUGAUAGUGUCUGGCAUGGACUUGUACUUUCUUCAUUCUUUUUCUCAACCUAAACCUUUCAAAGCUUAAUUUAACAAAGCCUGUUCUCAUUCUUUACGUGACAGAGGUUGCCCACAAAACUACUUGAGCCUUCUAUCACCUGAAUUUCAUACUCUUUUUUACUUUUCCCUGGAAUCAUGCCAAGUCUGUUCUCCAACAUGCCAAAAACUUCUUGAUUAAUAGAGUGUCAAAAUCUUUCAAGAUCAGACCCCCUUGUGACUUUCUGGUGUUUUGGCAUCUAACCCCCAAAAAGCACAUCCAAUAACUUUGCUUCCUCAUCUUUCUCUUUUUGUUAAUUUUCAUCCUGAUCUAAUUAUAAAGCUGAUCUCUUUUCUCAAACCUUUAAUGAUAACUUUACAUUGGAUGAUUUAGGGUUUGUAUCCUCUCUUUCACCCUCUAACUAUUUCAUGCUGUCCAUUAAAAUCCUUCCCAGUGAUGCUUUCCUUACUCUCACUGGCCUAAACCUUUGGAAGACUUACGGACCUGAUAGCUUCCCUCAUAUUUUUCUCUGAAAUUGUGCCUCCAUACUAUCACCUUGCCUAGUCAACCUCCUUCAUCUCUGUCCUUGCUGGAAGUUUGCCUACAUUCAACCUCUUAUAGACUUUAACCCCUCAACUACUGUAUUGUCCUAGUACUUUGAUUACUUAAUUCUUUUAUUUUUUAUUUAUUUAUUUAUUUAUUUUACUAUUCUCAGUAUAUUUAUCAUUUUACUUUUUUUUUAUCUUAUCACCAGCUUGGUUUCUGUCAAAACCACUAUUUAUCGGUGAUUAUUACUGAAUCUUGGUCAUCCGUUUUGGGCAUAUUAAAAUUGUUGCUGUUGCUGUAAGUACACAUCAACAGCUUUUGAUAGUCUAACACAAAUUACCCUAUAAUGGCUUUUAUCCUUUUCUCGUCAACAUCAGGCAAUUUUUUUUUUUUUUUUUAUUAUUUUUUACCACCGUUCUAGUGCAGUUGUGGUCAACAGUCACUAUUGUUCUACUGAGUUUUGAUAAAAUGACAAUAGUAUUCCCCAGGGUUCUAUUCUUCCACCCACUUUCUUCUUAUUCAUCAAUGAUCUAAAUCAAACUCCUUGUCCUAUUAAUUCCCCCGCUGUAUGUGACGAGGAAGCACAAUGUAAUAAAUAUAUAUUAAUUGAAGAAGGCAACCUUACAAGACAGCAGAUUUACGAAUAGAAAGAUAGAUAAAAGAAAAUGGAAAUAAGGGAUAGUGGGCCUGGACGUGUUAUACGGGUGGCUGGUGCAGAGCUGCCAGAUGCAGGGAAAUUUCCCUGUUUUAGGGAAAUUUAGGUCUCAACAGGGAAACAGGGAAGAAAAUUCAAAAUGUUCCAAAAUCUAGGGAAAUUUUGACCAACGGACUCACACCCUUCAUCCGCAGUCCUCACCCUUGUCCUCCUCCCAUCCUCUUCACCCGUCAUCCGUACAAUAAUUAUUUGUAUUAAUUUUUAUCAAUUA
This is a messenger RNA of Portunus trituberculatus (swimming crab), 3848 nucleotides long. Its product is annotated as RRP15-like protein. Gene Ontology annotation, cellular component: preribosome, large subunit precursor. The transcript is spliced from 5 exons. The coding region runs from base 176 to 1174 and encodes 332 amino acids. NCBI's taxonomy places the organism in Eukaryota, Metazoa, Arthropoda, Malacostraca, Decapoda, Portunidae. The record is from RefSeq and is a predicted model, not a curated record. Gene Ontology annotation, biological process: maturation of LSU-rRNA; maturation of 5.8S rRNA.